UUUAACUUCGAUCUGGCACUUUUUCUCAUGACGUGUCGGCGAGCUUAACUUAUACAUUUAGUGGAAAAAGUUAUAACAAAUUUUCCAAAAUGCGAGAUCAGUUCAUUUGCCUGGCCCUGCUGCUGUGCGCCCUUCAAAGUGCCUGCGGACUCUACUUCCACAUAUCGGAGACGGAGCGGAAGUGCUUUAUCGAGGAGGUUCCCGACGAAACCACUGUGAUAGUCAACUACAAGGUGGAACUAUACGAUCCACGCUCCAAUGGCUUUAUGCCCUCAUCCCCGGGCAUCGGCAUGCAUGUGGAGGUGCGUGACAGCGACGACAAAAUCAUCCUCUCCCGUGUGUACAGCUCCCAAGGCCGCAUCUCAUUCACCUCCCACACGCCCGGCGAGCAUGUCAUCUGCAUGUACUCGAACAGCACGGCCUGGUUCAGCGGUGCCCAACUGCGCGUUCACCUGGACAUCCAGGUGGGAGAGCAUGCCAUCGACUACGCCAAUGUGGCCCAGAAGGAGAAGCUGACGGAGCUGCAGCUGCGUAUUCGCCAGCUCCUCGACCAGGUGGAGCAGAUCACCAAGGAGCAGAACUACCAGCGCUAUCGCGAGGAGCGCUUCCGUCACACGAGCGAGAGCACCAACUCGCGCGUACUCUGGUGGUCCCUGGCCCAGACCGUGGUCCUCGUGUGCAUGGGCUUCUGGCAGAUGCGCCACCUGAAGAGCUUCUUCGAGGCGAAAAAACUGGUGUGAGAGCACCUUCAGCCUCGGCCCCCCAACUUCCGUGUGUGUUUCUCCUCUUUUUGGCUCAUUUGGUGCGACAAUAUUUGCGAAUUUCAUCGGUGGACCUUCGACCAUCAUCAACCAGCCACAAGGCCUCGACUCCAAGCACGUCUAGUUUUAAUUUCUUGUGCGUAAUUUAAUAAAAAUCCAUUGUACAAAAACAU
Molecule: messenger RNA, 934 nt
Organism: Drosophila subobscura
Lineage: Eukaryota; Metazoa; Arthropoda; Insecta; Diptera; Drosophilidae
Gene: eca
Product: transmembrane emp24 domain-containing protein eca
Exons: 2
Coding region: 90-740 (216 amino acids)
Biological process (GO): endoplasmic reticulum to Golgi vesicle-mediated transport; intracellular protein transport; Golgi organization
Cellular component (GO): Golgi apparatus; endoplasmic reticulum; endoplasmic reticulum-Golgi intermediate compartment
Source: RefSeq, a predicted model, not a curated record